AUACAUACUUUUGAACACAGCUAUCGUCUACUUUUCAUCGUUCUCGUCGCUCUCUGCAUUUUUCUCGUGUAGAGGCGGCCGUCGCAUUUCAAUUUGUUGAAAUAGUUCAUUCAUUUUAAAUAUAUUUAGUAUUCAGUAAUAGUGAUAGGAAGUAAUGGACAACCGCUACAUUGACUACUUUUUGAUCUUGGUGUCCUGCUUUUUGCUUUUCUUUUACAUCCCAAUGGAAUUUGGCAGCAAAAAUCACGAAGGAAAGUUUCUAAGUUAUAUUGAAAAGUAUAAUAAAUCCUAUGAAAAAGGGAGUGAUCUUUACACCAAGAAGCUGGCUGUAUUUAAAGAGUCGCUGGACCGGGCCGAGCGGCUGAACGCGGCCGGCGCCGCAGACGCCGAGUACGGCGUCAGCCCGUUCUCGGACCUCACGCCGGAGGAGUUCCGCCGCAAACACCUGUCGGGCCGCUUUCUGGGCGGCUCGCGCGCCGGCCGGCGGCCGCUGCUGGCGGCCGCUGCCCGGCCGCGCCGCCCGGGCCCGCUGCGUCUGCCGGCAGGCCUGCCCGCCCGCGUGGACUGGCGAGAGCGCGGUGUGGUGACCUCGGUGAGAAAUCAGGCCGAUUGCGGCGCCUGCUGGGCCUUCAGCACCGUGGAGGUGCUCGAGUCAAUGAACGCGCUGCGCACCGGCAACCUGACCCGGCUCAGCGUCCAGCAGCUGAUCGACUGUUCGACCAACAACCUGGGCUGCACGGGCGGCGACGUGUGCUGGGCGCUCGAGUGGAUGGCGGAAAACGGCGUGGUGCCCGACAAACAGUACCCGCUGAAACUGAAGGACCAGGCCUGCGUGCUGAGGAGCACGGCGGGCGGUGUGCGUCUCAAGUCGUACCGGUGCGCGGCCAUGGUGGGCGACGAGGAGGGCAUCCUGCGCCUGCUCGCCAUACAGGGACCGGUGGCCGUCGGAGCCGACGCUACCAGCUGGCAGGACUACGUCGGUGGAAUUAUCCGGUUCAACUGCGAGCGCGAGCUGAACCACGCCGUGCAGAUUGUCGGCUACGACAUGACGGGCGCGGUGCCGUACUACAUCGUCCGCAACUCGUGGGGCACAGAGUUCGGCCUGGACGGCUAUCUGCACGUGGCUGUCGGCAGCGACCUCUGCGGUCUGUCGGAGGAGGUGGGCUCGAUCCUGGUCUGAGGCCCGCGCCGUCAGACAGACUGUCUCAGCCCUCGCCGCGCCGGGCGGAUGAAGCCGACGCUGUACUGCAGGGCUACCGGCGCGGUGCAGCUCCUGCCACAGCGCAGUAGCGUCAGACGAAGAGGAAGCAGCAGCCUAGGGUGAUAUGUAGUCUUCCAGUUGCUGUGGCGGAGCGGUAUUUUAUCGGGAGGAGGGCGACAUUACUUGCUGCAGUUGCAAUACUUAUCAUCACAGCUGAUAUUGUGCCAAUUAUAGGGCAGAGUACCUAGCCUCAAUCUUACAGAACUAAAUAGGGUGUUUAUUAUGGUUGUGUAAUGUGUAUGCAUUCCCUCUGUUAAAACUUUCAAUGGCAUUGUUUUUCGCUAGCAGUUAUUUUAGGGACAAAUACUGAGGUCUUUGGGCUUUCAUGGUAUUCCCAGUUGAGAACUGUACUCAGUGCUGUCACAUUUUCUGUGUACUUAUACUUAUCACAACUCAUCAGCAAUAACAGGUACCUAAUACUGAAUAUGACAGGGUCUGGGCAUGUACACCUAGCGUGCAAUUGAGCUACCUAGCCAUUCAGAACAUAGUGGUGCAUAAUGUAAGCCAUUUGCAACUAUUGUAUGUUUGUAAUGUGUUGAGUGGGGCAUGAUCAGUCUUCACUUCAUCUGCGGUAAUCCUUUUUGUAUACACAGUCGUAGCUACCUGGUAUCUGCAGCAAUACUUAAUCAUGGGUACUGUGUCAAUUAUCGUCAUUAUGGAAGCAGUGCGAUAGACGUGCAAUCCUUACCGUUAACUAAGCAGUGUGUUUUGUGGCAGGGUACAAAAGCGUACACCGAUUUUCACAUCUACUCACCACAACUUCCUUAAGAAUUGUGAAGCCAUAUGCUCGUAAUACUUCAUGUAUGUAGGUACUCUUAUAUGAAAGAAGCAAUGAUAUGCUAUACUUCAAUUAUGUCACCGAUUCAUUCGUUACGGGAGUUUACAGUUGUAUGGCACUUAAACGGUUUGAAUAACUACCGAGUUAUUGAGAAUGUGAUCAGGUAAAGCGCUUGGCCAGAAAACGGUAUGAUUUGGUUGUUUUGUGUUUGGCAUACAAUGCACAUUAGAAGGUGCGUUUCGUAUUUGGCGGCAUGGAUUUGGAACAUCAUUGUUUUUUAGGGUGCGCUGUUUAGCAGGAAGUCUUUUGUUACGGAUAAUUUCUCACUUCUCAGCUAUGUCCGGUGACUUAGUUGCGCUUUCCUUCACGGUGGAUGAUUGACAAUGUAGUGCCUUUGUCAUGAAAAUCAAAUGCUCAUUUCCUCUUCUAAAACCGCCAGCCAGGACACGAAACAUCGAUUUAUUGAACGCAUGUACUUUCAUCGACAUUGUAUCAUUUCGCUGCUGUUUAGGGUGUCGUGUUUAUCGCGUUCCAUACCGUGUAGUUUGUCGCUCUUGUCACCUAGCUGUCUCUCUGUGCCUGCCCGGCUAUCGUAUGCGGCCCGUCAAUAGUUGAGGCUGUGAACGCUAUUUGGGACCAAUGCGAGCUUGCGAUAUAACACUACCGUAACUAGGGAGGAAUCUUUAUUAAUAACAUCGGUAGUCAAAGGACGCGAGUCCACCGGCAUGGCGAUCGUAUCGGGGGUGAUUGACAUGCCGUAUAAUUAAGGCAAAACCCAUUAUGUUUGGGUGACCUCUGACCCUUAGGUCAGAGGUCACCCAAAUGGCCUCUGACCCAACAUAGUGGUUUUUGCCUUUGCACGGCAAUUUGCUUGUCGAGUUCUUUUCGCGAGUGGUGCGUUCUGGGGCUGUAUGUUGUAUUUCAUAUGAACUCGUGGGCGGGCCAUGACUGGUAGCUGUCAAAUGUAAUGCGAUGUUAGGACUUAGGUGACAUUCACAUAGUCAUAGGGUUGAGGACGGUCUUCCUUUUUAUACUGGUAUGUUACGCGUUCCUAAUUUUGGUGGGAUACGUCGUGUGUUGUCUUCUAUCGGGAACGGGGUUUACCAAUAAACCUCUCUUUUGUCAGCAUCUUUGUGAUGCUCGUGCCUUUCCAUAACCUUGUCUCAUACGUAUCAUGUAUCGCAAUACAUAUCAGCAAUCCCUUC
Molecule: messenger RNA, 3244 nt
Organism: Amphibalanus amphitrite
Lineage: Eukaryota; Metazoa; Arthropoda; Thecostraca; Balanomorpha; Balanidae
Product: cathepsin O-like
Exons: 7
Coding region: 155-1180 (341 amino acids)
Cellular component (GO): lysosome
Molecular function (GO): cysteine-type endopeptidase activity
Source: RefSeq, a predicted model, not a curated record